AAAGUUUCGGUGUCGAAGACAAAUACGAAAACCAUAAAAGCUCCUGGUAGUUCUAAGGAAAGAGUAGCACAGGCUUGUGAUAGAUGUCGUGCGAAGAAAACGAAGUGCGAUGGCCGUAAUCCAUGCUCAAGUUGUUCAGCUGUGGGCCUAGAAUGUAUUGUGUCAGAUAAGUUGUCAAGAAGAGCGUUUCCAAAGGGAUAUACAGAGACCUUGGAGGAAAGAAUACGACAAUUGGAAUCAGAAAAUAAGAAACUUGCUGGUCUUUUGGAUAUUCGAGACGAGCAGCUUGAAUUAUUGAAUUCAGGCUUGAGUGGGUCUGAUAUCCAAGCUGACAAUACUAAAAAUUUGUCUUUAAUAAAGGAAGAACCUGUAGAAGACCACAAUAAGGUCACUUCUUCAAAUCUCAGCCUACUUGAAACAGAGAGCCGUCAACUGACCGAAGUGCAUACACAUGAUGGCAGUUGUCCUUGUGGAUGUUCAAAUCCACAUGCUGUUCAUGAAAGACCGGUUUCCAUAGCAGGAUCCAUGUAUGAUGGACAAGCCCCAGUUUCUAUUGCUGGGUCUAUAAACUUAAGUGAUGACGACGACGACGAUCGUGAUAGCUUAUUGAGCGUUGAAGAGUACCUGGUGAUAGACUAUAGGAAACUGAAGCCGUAUUCAACAAACUUGAGUAACAGAGAAGUCAGUCCCGCGCCUGGAGCGUUCGCUGCUGCUACGGCUAUCGCUCAGAUGCAGAAGAAUAAAGUAUUCCAACAACAACAGCAACAGCUUGAACACCAAAGCAAACAACAGAUGCUUACUUCUUUGGUUGCAAUCUCCAUUCCCCGUAGCACAGAAGAAACCUUGUUCAUUCCAACCUUGUUGGCCAGAAUUUGCCAGGUUUAUGGUUACAACUCCAAGCCUUCUAUAGUAACAGCAAAUGCUAUUGCAUCUUUGAAAGAAAAUCCUAAAGAAAGUAGCAAGUACAAAUCACCUCGAGAAGCUCUACUGAAGUUGAUAAUGAACAAAGAUGCUUCGAAACUUAAUGAUGCGGAAGCAUCCUUUUUCAUCAGAGAUUUGAUAAAGUUACCUCCACGAAUGGAUAUGGACCACCUAACUACAGUGUACUUUCAAGACUGGGGAAAUUCUCUUCCAAUCAUGGACAAAAACGCUUUUUUGAAAAACUAUGUAAAACUCCUUGAUAUCUUAGAAGGAUCACAGUAUACUUCCAACCCAGAUGACCAUGUGUCCUUCGAGCUGAUUGAAAAGUUUGGCGCAAUCAUGGUCAUUGUGUUAUGUUUGAGUUUGUUGGCUACAAAAAAUGCUCAUUUGUCUGGAAACAACGAAUCUAUCGAGAAAUAUGUUGCAUAUUUGAACCACUACGACUAUCUUAUUCACGAAUUCAUCAAACCAAACUGUGUGAUCACGAAGUACUGUUCUAUUCAAUCACUCCAGAUAUUGUCAUUGGCGUUACAUUAUUGUUUGGUUACUGGUGAUAUCACCACAUGCUACGAAUUACGUGGUAGAGUGAUCAGUAUGGCACAGCAAUUAAGGUUACAUAGAUGUCCUGCUGCUGUUUUAGGUAUCAGCGGAAGUGAUGAGAAUGUUAACUUGCAGAAUUUCAGGCAAGGUGAAAGGCGUAUCUUAUUUUGGUGCGUUUAUUGUUUGGAUGUCUAUUCAUCCUUCAAUCUUGGUGUUCCUAGAUUAUUUAAGGAUUUCGAAGUUGAAUGUGCCAUGCCAUUUGCUGGCAAAAAUGACGAUGAUGACAAUGACAAUGUCAACAUCUUGGUUGUCAAUAACACCAAGUUAUCUAUUGUAGGUAAAGUUUCCAAGUUUGCCUUAAGUGUGAUGCAGUACUGUAAGGUAUUAGGAAACAUAUUAGAUUCUAUUUUUUCUAGAUACGAAGCGGCAGAAACCCAGAGUAAGGCACUUGCUAGAGAUAGAAUGCUUGAUUGUUGGAGAAGAGAACUCCCUCCAGACUUGAAGUUUGAAAUAGAUAUCAAUGGUCUUUCACUUAAGGAUACGGGUGACAUGGCUGAUGAUUCCAUCUGGAGAAACUACUCGAGACAACAAUUGACAUUGAUAUUUUUGUACUACCACUCCAAAAUCUUAAUUUAUUUGCCAAUCAUCUCCAAGUAUGGUAACCACCAUAACGUUGGACUUUCAGAGAAAGAACGUCUAUUCAAAGGUGAAGGUGAUGUGGCAACAAUAGUAUCCAGCGUCAGUAUGAUUCAACAAUCGUCUAUUCAAAUUCUAGAGGUAUUGAAAAGUUUGUCCAAGAACACAUCUUCUAAUGUAUUGCCUAUUCCUAUAAAUAUUGCACGGGAACAGGCUAGGUUUGCUUUAUUGGUAGCCAAGGGAAGCUUGGAUUACAUGAAAGGUGGUCCACUUUACCAGAGUCUGAAACUGUUGUUAUUAGAAACUAUUGGGUUCUUAAAUCGUGAAAGUGCCUUUGAUAUACCUGGUGCAUUAUCUAGAAACUCAGUCAAGUUGAUGGAGUUGUCUAUACUAGGCAUUCUUGGUCUUAACUUGAACAAAGCAUCAAUGAACAUAAAGAAAAAGGUCGCACCAGUCAGUCAACCUAUUUCAAGGGCUGCUGUGGAUCGAGAUCCAUACAAUCAACUGCAGGUAGAUUCGACGCGUUCUUCAUUUGCAAGAAGUACUGCUAGAUCACCCCCAUCCAAACUAGGCAACAAGAUUGCUGGUGGCGUUCCUGGAUUAUCUGAACAAGAAGUCUUAGCAGCAUUGAAUGGUGAGCAGGAAAAUUCUAACGACUUUACUGACUCAACGAUACCUCCAUUAGACACCGAGGUGAUGAUGUCAGACUCUAAUAACACUGUCGAUGAUAGCGAUUUAUUAGAGACACUAUUGAACUUCGACGACUUUAAGGUUAACAUUAACCGACAAUUGAUCAUGAACGAAUUUGCUGCAGAUGGUUCAUUGGGAUUGGUUCCAUUUUUGGAUAUGAACAAUUCCAGUGACUCCAAUGACAACAUAUUUAAUGGCUCGUUCGACGUGGUUAAUAUGAGCAAAGGCAGUAGCAAUGAC
Molecule: messenger RNA, 3027 nt
Organism: Scheffersomyces stipitis CBS 6054
Lineage: Eukaryota; Fungi; Ascomycota; Pichiomycetes; Serinales; Debaryomycetaceae
Gene: CAT8
Product: DNA-binding transcription factor
Exons: 1
Biological process (GO): DNA-templated transcription; regulation of DNA-templated transcription
Molecular function (GO): DNA binding; DNA-binding transcription factor activity, RNA polymerase II-specific; zinc ion binding
Source: RefSeq, a predicted model, not a curated record